Molecule: messenger RNA, 2254 nt
Organism: Brassica rapa (field mustard)
Lineage: Eukaryota; Viridiplantae; Streptophyta; Magnoliopsida; Brassicales; Brassicaceae
Product: F-box/kelch-repeat protein At4g39550-like
Molecular function (GO): protein binding
Source: RefSeq, a predicted model, not a curated record
CCCCCCCCCCCCCAUUUUCUCAGAUAUGUGCGGUUGAUGUUGGAGAAAACACGACGCAACACCUCGCCUCCAUCACAUCUAGUUGAUAGAGUUGAUGAGAGUAUAGAAUUGGAAUAAAUAUUAUUGACUCUCAUGGUGAAUAGAUUACAAUAUGCAUAUAGAUGAGUAGAUAACUAAACAUAAUUCCUAAACUAAUAUGGAAUAUUAAAGAUAAGUUCUCUAUUCUAAUAUAUUGAUGUAUAUCUUGGAUUUGGGUCGAUCUUCUAGAUCUCUCAAUACCCUUCCGCAAGCUCAUACGUGUGACACAUCACACGUGUGAGAUUGAAUAUAUCUUCAAAGUAUGGUAGCGCGGCUUGUUAAAGCAGCAUUAGAAGUGGUUAUCUGAAAAAAAAGCAACAGCUAUUUGUAGUAGUAAAGUAGUGCUGAAGAGACGGUCUUGUUGUUGUGAAUGAGACAAAGGCGGUUUUAAAGAAGCAACAGCUUGAUGAAGCUCGAUUGCUUGAGUAUAAGUAGAAUUUGAACGUUGCUUGAUGACUAUAUAGCUGGCCACCCAUUAAUUCUAUUUUGUAAUAUUUUCUUCGCUAGAGCAGAGAGUUUACAUUUUGAUCCACUGAUAUCCUUUUAUAUGUUUAUAUAAAUUUUCAUACCUCUUUCACUUUGAAUACCCAAAAUAAUUUUGAUUAGUCUUUUAUUGUUCAAGAAAUUCGCUUGCCAAAGAAAAUAAUUUAUACAUUGACCAUAUGCUUUAUUUUUCUUUGUUCCAUAGAAGUCUUUAUUCCCACAUGUAAAUAUUAAUAUGAUACCCACGUCUAAAUAUUGGUAUGACAUUUACUUAUACAAAUAUCAAAUAAUUUUCCUCCCACAUUUUAAUAUCCAAAACGCAUUUGACCAAGUUCACAACGCAUUUGACGACGUCUCAAGAAUUUUUCUGACGGGCAAUCGCGUGAGACCGAGUAGUUAAGGCAUCUGAAAGCUUAUAAAUAGCGAUCUCUUCUCCCUGAUCCGACCAAUGACUUCCCCAGACAGGAAAGGUAAGGCAACGACAACAGAGCAAUCCUCCCCACUUCCUUCGCUUCCAGAUGAUUUGCUGUUGACCUGCUUCGCACGCGUCUCCACAUUGCACUACCCAACACUCACCCUCGUCUCCAAAAGAUUUCAAUCACUCAUCGCCUCACCUGAGCUAUACAAGAUCCGAUCCACACUAGGCCGCACCGAGAGUUGCCUCUAUGUGUGCUUUGGGUCCGAUCAUGACCCUAACCCUCUCUGGUUCACUCUCUGCCUGAAACCUGACCGAAACGUGAUUAACCGGUCAAGUGGGAAUGUUUUGGUUCCAACCUCAGUUUCCCAUUCUGCUCCUGCGCACUGGUCUGGUCUUAUUAGCGGACCUUCCAAUGAUAUCUACAACAUCGGCGGCCCCCUUGAGGAUGCUCCAUCCUCAAGCGAGCCGGGAAACAUGUGGGUGGACCCAAUGGUCGAUGUCCUUGAUAGAAAGAUAUACCUAACAAGAGGCUGCAAUCCAAACACUCGAACUUGGGACCCUGAGGGGUCGACCCCUCACGCUUUUGUAAGCUUAGUGGUUAGAAAAAAAGUUUACAUGUUUGGAUCCUCUGGCGAUUCGGUUUACAAACCCAAAAACGGUCAAUGGGAAAGGUUUUGGGGUUGGAAACCGAGUUUGGGAUGGUUUUCCUGUUGCGUGGUUGAAAAGGUACUGUACCGUUAUCGUUCCGAAGAGUUCAAAUGGUAUGACACCAAGGCAGGGCACUGGAGGAAGUUAAAGGGUUUGAAAGGACUGCCUAAGUUUGUCAGUUAUGGUUUUCAGUUGGUUGAUUAUGGUGGAAAGUUGGCGGUUGUGUGGGCCGAGCUCGUGCCUAACGGUGGCGAUAAGAAAAAGGUUGUUUGGUGUGCGGUAAUUACUCUUGAGAGGCCUAAGAGUGGCGAUGAGAUUUGGGGGGAGAUCGAGUGGUGUGACGUGGUGUGUACAGUCCCCAAGUCAUAUCAAUUGGAGUAUGCUCUUGAUGCUACUCUCUGAUCAAUCACAUACCAUAACAGGUGACUUUUUUUUUUUUUUAUUAUUUACUAAUUGUGGAUUCUCCUGCAAUUAACUUCAUUUAACUUGUAUCUUUCAUAGAAAAGAAGAACCAAAAAAAGAUAUUCAUUUGAUUCAAGAGUGUUUUGCCUUGAACUGUACAAUAAAAUAAUUGUCUCUGUUUCUUUGUGAUUCAAUGAAAAUGUGUCGUAAUAUUUGGCGUCUAGA